Molecule: messenger RNA, 3730 nt
Organism: [Candida] anglica
Lineage: Eukaryota; Fungi; Ascomycota; Pichiomycetes; Serinales; Debaryomycetaceae
Source: the annotation of a GenBank genome assembly
UUUUUUUUUUCCCACGCUCUUUCUCCUGUAAUCUAUUCUUACUUCUAGUUAAUACUACAGAUUAUUUUUGAAAUCAACUCUUGAACGUCAUUUAUUGAUUACUAUUAAUCUUAAUUUUAAUAUAGAAAGGAAAAGGAAAAGCUAAAGAAUAAGAAGAAAAUGUCCUUACAAAUCCCAAAAGAGCUGCUGCAAAUCAAUCAGAUGAGAAGAGAAUCUACUGUUCUUGGUCAAAUGAACAAGAUUUUGGUUGCUAACAGAGGUGAAAUUCCAAUUAGAAUUUUCAGAACUGCCCAUGAACUUUCCAUGCAAACAGUUGCUAUCUACUCCCAUGAAGAUAGAUUGUCAAUGCAUCGUUUGAAGGCAGAUGAGUCUUAUGUCAUUGGUAAGAAGGGUCAAUUCUCUCCAGUGCAAGCUUAUCUUCAAAUCGAUGAGAUUAUCAAUAUAGCGAAAACCCACAACGUGAACAUGAUUCACCCUGGUUAUGGUUUCCUUUCUGAAAACUCGGAAUUUGCUAGAAAAGUCGAAGAAGCAGGAAUUGCUUGGAUUGGACCAACCUAUAAGACCAUUGAUGCUGUUGGUGACAAGGUUUCUGCCAGAACCUUGGCCAUCAACAACAAUGUUCCAGUUGUUCCAGGUACCCCAGGUCCAAUUGACAACGUUGAAGAAGCCCAGAAGUUUGUUGAAGAGUAUGGAUACCCUGUUAUUAUCAAAGCUGCCUUUGGUGGUGGUGGUAGAGGUAUGAGAGUGGUUAGAGAAGGUGACGAUAUAAGCGAUGCCUUCAACAGAGCCACUUCCGAAGCUAAAACUGCCUUUGGUAACGGUACUUGUUUCAUUGAAAGAUUUUUGGACAAACCAAAGCAUAUUGAAGUUCAAUUAUUGGCUGAUAGUUACGGAAAUGUUAUUCAUUUGUUUGAAAGAGAUUGUUCUGUUCAAAGAAGACAUCAAAAGGUUGUUGAAAUUGCUCCAGCUAAGAACUUACCAAAGGAAGUCAGAGAUGCUAUUUUGACCGAUGCAGUUAAGUUGGCUAAGAGUUCUAACUAUAGAAAUGCUGGUACUGCUGAAUUUUUGGUUGAUGAACAAAACCGUCAUUACUUUAUUGAAAUCAACCCAAGAAUUCAAGUUGAACAUACUAUCACCGAAGAAAUCACUGGUGUUGAUAUUGUUGCUGCUCAAAUUCAAAUUGCUGCUGGUGCUUCUUUGCAACAAUUGGGAUUGUUACAAGACAAAAUUACCACUAGAGGUUUUGCUAUCCAAUGUAGAAUCACAACUGAAGAUCCUACCAAAAACUUUCAACCAGACACCGGUAAGAUUGAAGUUUACAGAUCUGCAGGUGGUAACGGUGUUCGUUUAGAUGGUGGUAACGGAUUUGCUGGUUCAAUCAUCUCCCCCCAUUACGAUUCUAUGUUGGUAAAGUGUUCUUGUUCUGGUUCUACAUUUGAAAUUGCUAGAAGAAAGAUGUUGAGAGCCUUGAUUGAAUUUAGAAUUAGAGGUGUUAAAACUAACAUUCCUUUCUUGUUGGCCUUGUUGACUUAUGACACUUUCAUUAGUGGAAAUUGUUGGACUACCUUUAUUGAUGACACUCCAUCUUUGUUCCAAAUGAUUUCUUCUCAAAACAGAGCCUCCAAGUUGUUGAACUAUUUGGGUGACUUGGCAGUCAAUGGAUCUCAAAUUAAGGGUCAAGUUGGUAACCCUAAGUUGGAAACUGAAGCUUUGAUUCCAGAAUUGCACGACCCAAAGACCGGUAUUCUUAUCGAAUUGAACAACCAAGUUGCUCCAAGAGGUUGGAGACAAGUUUUACUUGAAGAUGGUCCAGAUGUAUUUGCCAAGAAGGUUAGAGACUACAAGGGUACUUUAAUCAUGGAUACCACUUGGAGAGAUGCCCAUCAAUCCUUAUUGGCUACCAGAGUCAGAACAAUCGACUUGCUUAACAUUGCUCCAACCACCGCUUAUGCCUUGAAUGGUUGUUUUGCAUUGGAAUGUUGGGGUGGUGCCACCUUUGAUGUUUGUAUGAGAUUCUUGUUUGAAGAUCCAUGGGCUAGAUUGCGUCAAUUGCGUAAGUUAGUUCCAAACAUUCCAUUCCAAAUGUUGUUGAGAGGUGCCAAUGGUGUUGCUUACUCUUCUUUACCAGAUAAUGCUAUUGAUCAAUUUGUCAAGGAAGCUAAGGACAACGGUGUUGAUAUCUUUAGAGUUUUCGAUGCUUUGAAUGACUUGGAACAAUUGAAGGUUGGUAUUUCUGCUGUUAAGAAGGCUGGUGGUGUUGUUGAAGCCACUGUCUGUUAUUCCGGUGACAUGUUGCAACCAGGUAAGAAGUACAACUUGGACUACUACUUGGGCUUUGUUGACGAAGUUGUCAAGAUUGGUACCCAUUUCUUGGGUAUCAAGGAUAUGGCUGGUACUUUGAAGCCAAAGGCUGCAAGAAUUUUAGUUAGUGCCAUUCGUGAAAAGUACCCAGACUUGCCAAUCCAUGUCCAUACUCACGAUUCUGCUGGUACUGGUGUUGCUUCCAUGACCGAAGCUGCCAGAGCUGGCGCCGAUGUUGUUGAUGCUGCUUCUAACUCCAUUUCUGGUAUGACUUCUCAACCAUCCAUCAAUGCCAUCUUGGCUUCUUUCGAGGGUGAAAUUGAAACUGGCUUACAAGAAUCGUUGGUUCGUGAAUUGGACAACUAUUGGGCUCAAAUGAGAUUGUUAUACUCAUGUUUCGAAGCCGACUUAAAGGGUCCAGAUCCAGAAGUGUACCAACACGAAAUUCCAGGUGGUCAAUUGACCAACUUGCUUUUCCAAGCUCAACAAUUAGGUUUGGGAAGCAGAUGGUUGUUAACUAAGGAAACUUAUAAGAUUGCCAACAAAUUGUUGGGAGACAUUGUCAAGGUUACUCCAACUUCUAAGGUUGUUGGUGACUUGGCCCAAUUUAUGGUUUCAAACAACUUGACUGAAGAAGAUGUUACCAAGUUGGCCUCAGAAUUGGAUUUCCCAGAUUCUGUUUUGGAUUUCAUGGAGGGUUUAAUGGGUACUCCAUAUGGUGGAUUCCCAGAACCAUUGAGAACUAACGUUUUGGGUAACAAGAGACCUAAGUUGACUACUCGUCCAGGUCUUAACUUGAAGCCAGUUGACUUUGUUGCAAUUAAGGAAGAAUUGACUUCCAGAUACACCAGUGUUACUGAAUGUGACAUUGCUUCAUACGUCAUGUAUCCUAAGGUUUUCGAACAAUUCAAGAAGACUCAAGAAAACUAUGGUGAUUUGUCUGUCUUGCCAACUAGAUUCUUUUUAAAAUCUCCAAAGAUUGGUGAAGAGAUUGUUGUUGAAAUUGAACAAGGUAAGACUUUGAUUAUCAAGUUGCUUGCAGUUGGUGAAAUUUCUCAACAAACAGGUUGUAGAGAAGUUUUCUUUGAAUUGAAUGGUGAAAUGAGAUCCGUCACUGUUACUGACAACACAGUUUCAAUUGAAACCAAGACCAGACCAAAGGCAACUCAACCAAAUGAAGUUGGUGCACCAAUGUCUGGUGUUGUUGUUGAAGUCAGAACCAAGGAAGGUACUGAAGUAAAGAAAGGUGACCCAAUUGCUGUCUUAUCUGCCAUGAAGAUGGAAAUGGUGAUCAGUGCUCCAGUCUCUGGUAAGGUUGGUGAAGUUCUUGUUAAGGAAGGUGACUCUGUUGAUGCUAGUGACUUGAUUGCUAGUAUUCAUCAAUAGACUCUGAAGGUGUUGUAUAUUUAUUUCGAUACAUAGCAAACAC